Molecule: messenger RNA, 474 nt
Organism: Saxophila tyrrhenica
Lineage: Eukaryota; Fungi; Ascomycota; Dothideomycetes; Mycosphaerellales; Extremaceae
Exons: 2
Coding region: 1-474 (157 amino acids)
Biological process (GO): mitochondrial electron transport, cytochrome c to oxygen
Cellular component (GO): mitochondrial inner membrane
Molecular function (GO): enzyme regulator activity
Source: RefSeq, a predicted model, not a curated record
AUGCUCGGCCUCCGUAGCAUCCAACGUGCAACCCGCACCCCUGCCCUCCGCCAGACCUUCACGCAACGCCGCUGGGCCACCCAAGCCUCCUCCGGCCACGGCCUCGAAGGCGCCGCCGACAAUGCCUUCAACCGCGAACGCCAGGCCGUCAAGGACCACGCUGCUGCUACAUCCGGUACACCCCGCUCCUUCUCCCCUCUACACCUUCGAAAUGAGUAUACUAACGCGGGACUGCGGACAGACACAUGGCGUAAACUCAGCAUCUGGGUCGUAAUCCCCUGCCUGUGCAUCGCGUCGGUCAACGCCUGGCGCCUGUGGACGGAGCACUGGGAGCACAAGGCGCAUGAGGGCCCGAUUGAGGAGAGGACUGAGUAUCCGUAUAUGAACAUCCGGACGAAGAAUUUCUUUUGGGGGGAUGGGGAUAAGACCUUGUUCUGGAACCCGAAUGUGAACCACCACAAGAAGGACGAGUAA